Messenger RNA from Drosophila bipectinata, 4168 nucleotides. It is a transcript of the gene mew, whose product is annotated as multiple edematous wings. Gene Ontology annotation, biological process: cell-cell adhesion; cell-matrix adhesion; integrin-mediated signaling pathway. Gene Ontology annotation, cellular component: integrin complex; external side of plasma membrane. The record is from RefSeq and is a predicted model, not a curated record. Gene Ontology annotation, molecular function: integrin binding. NCBI's taxonomy places the organism in Eukaryota, Metazoa, Arthropoda, Insecta, Diptera, Drosophilidae.
UAUUUUUGUUUCUGUGAGUGCGUGUCUCGUAUAAAGAGAAAAACAAAAUACAAUACAGGAAUAUUUUUUUGUUACCUGAGAGAAAAUACGAAAAGCAAACUACCUGUUGAGCCAGAAAAGGCCGCGUUAAGUGUUUUUGUUGUUGUUUUAAAACACCACCCAACAACAAAAAAAAAAGAGAAAAACCACCCAACCACCUUGCCCAUUGCCGUGCUCAGUGGAGCACGUGCAUUUCAUAAUUUAAAAAAAUUUAAUUAAAUAAUUAAAAUAUAAAAUAAAAUAAAAAAUGGAAUUACUGUGGUUCUUGAGCAGGAUUAAGUUAGUCCUGUUACUAACUAUUAACCUGGUGGUUGGCUUCAACCUGGAACAGCGACUGCCGAUCGUCAAGUACGGACAUCCGCACUCCCACUUCGGCUACUCGGUGGCCACCCACUCUAUAGGUCUGGCGCCAAACCAAACCAACUGGGUUCUUGUUGGCGCCCCCUUGGAUCAAAAUCGGCAACCAAACACCUCGCACUCUGGCGCCCUCUGGCGAUGUCCGAUAACCCAAAGCCUCGAUGAUUGUGACCAAGUUAUCACCGAUGGCAGGCGUUCAUCGAGCGGAGUUUAUGAGAUAACUAAGACUUACGACAGUGAGAUCCUCUCACCGCCCGCCAGUGACGAAAUCAAAGAGGGCCAAUGGAUGGGCGUUACCGUUCAAUCGAAUCCCCUACAGCCCAAUGGAGUGGGUGGCAAGGUCCUUGUCUGCGCCCAUCGCUAUAUGUACAUUAUAGGCGAGAACCGAUAUGGCCAGGGUCUGUGCUAUCUUCUCACCAACGACUUGCAAUUCGAAGAAGUCUACGAACCCUGCAAAGGUCGCGCAGUUCAAAGACAACACGAGGACUAUGGCCUGUGCCAGGCUGGCACUUCGGCAGCUCUCCUGGAGGAUGAUACCAUGGUUCUGGGCUCUCCCGGACCCUUUACGUGGCGCGGCUCCAUCUGGGUGACCCAGGUGGGCGGGGAGUACCUGCAGCGGGACAAGACCACCUACUACAGCGACCACAGUGACUCCACGUCCCCGGUGGACAAGUACAGUUACCUGGGCAUGUCGGUGACGGGUGGGCGCUUCUUUGGCGGCAUGUCCUACGUGGCGGGAGCGCCGCGGUCGAUGGGCCACGGCCAGGUGGUGAUUUUUAAUGCCUCGAACACGAAUCCCAUACCGAAGCACAUGAUCCUGGACGGGGAGCAGUUCGGUUCCAGCUUCGGCUACGCGCUGGCCACUGCGGAUGUGAAUGGGGACCUGCGGCCGGAUCUGCUGGUGGCAGCGCCCCUGUACUUCACCAAGUCGGAGGGGGGAGCCGUCUACGUCUACCAGAACGACCAGGACUCGCUGCCGCUGAAGUACACCCUGAAGCUGACCGGCACGCUGGAGAGCCGGUUCGGCCUGGCCCUGGCCAACGUGGGGGAUCUGAACAAGGACAGCUGCGAGGACGUGGCCGUGGGGGCGCCCUACGAGGGCAACGGCGUGGUCUACAUCUAUCUGGGCUCCCGGCAGGGCCUGAACUCGAAGCCCGCCCAGCGGAUUCAGGCCUCGGAACUGGGCGGAACCACUCCCUCCGUCCAACCGAUCCGAACGUUCGGCAUCUCCAUUGCGGGCAACACUGACUUGGAUGGGAACUCGUAUCCGGACUUGGUAAUCGGUGCGUACAACUCGUCGGCGACGGUGGUGCUCCUGGCCCGGCCCAUCAUCUCCAUCCAGACGAGCGUGAAGAGCGACGAGCUGAAGAACAUGGACCCGAAUCAGCCGGGCUGCCGGAACGACACCUCCAGCAAUCUCACCUGCUUCACGUUCGAGGCCUGCUGCAGCAUCGAUCCCUACGACGAGAAGAGCAAGGAGCUCCGUCUGGCCUACAACGUGGAGGCGGAGACCUUCGAUCAUGUCAAGAAAUUCUCGCGGGUCUUCUUCGAUCGCGACAACAAGCGGAGCAACGUCUUCAGCCGGGUGGUUCGGGUCCGGACCGAUGGCCGGACGGCCUGCGACCGGGUCACCGGAUACAUCAAGGCGAAUACGAGGGAUAUCCAGACCCCGGUCCGUUUCCGGCUGAAGUACAGCCUGGAGGAGCCGCCGCUAGCCAAGUCGGCCUUGAUACGUCUGAAUCCCAUCCUGGACCAGACCCAGGCACACAUCGAUUUCGAGGGAACAUUCCAGAAGGAUUGCGGCGAUGAUGAUCUUUGCGAGAGCAACCUGGUCCUACGGGCCGAGCCGAAUAUUACCCAGGAAGCUGGACCCGACUACACCCUCAUCCUGGAUGAAACGGAACUGGAGGUGAGGAUCAAUGUCAGCAAUCUGGCGGACUCUGCCUACGAAGCCCAGCUCUUUAUUGCCCACCAGGCGGGUGUCUCCUACGUGGCCACCAAGAAACCGACCAAUGCCACCUGCAACAGCUUCAACACCACCCUGGUGGCCUGCAGCCUGGGCAAUCCGAUGCUGAGGGGCACCACCACCUUCGUGACCAUUCGAUUCCAGCCCAAGGGCCUCGAGCCGAGCGAGAAGUCCAUGCAGUUCCACAUCUUUGCCAAUACCACCUCGAAACUGGUGGGUCGGGAGAGGCCCGAGAAGGUCCUCCACAUCAAGGUGGUGCGGCGGGCGAAGCUCCAUUUCCGCGGCUGGGCGAUACCCGAGCAGAGCUUCUACAGUGCCGGGGCGCCGGUGGGAGCCACCAACCCCAACGCCAUUGGAGUGGCCAGCGAAGUGGAGCAGCGAUCUGGGCCGAUGACGAUGGACGAUGUGGGCACGCAGGUGCAUCACAGCUUCACGAUCUUCAACGAGGGUCCCUCGACGGCGCCCAAGGUCCGGAUGGUGAUCCACUGGCCGUGGUCGCUGCCCAACGACCUGCAGAGCGGCAUCGUGGACCAGUACCUGCUCUACUUGGAGCAGGUCCCCACCGUCGAGGUGGGCAUCGGCGAGUGCGCGGUGGCGCAGGAGUACGUGAAUCCCCAGAAGCUGGUCAGCGGAUCGAGGGAGUCCAUCGACUACCUGACAGCUCCCGCCCAGAUGAUGAUGUGGCCGCCACGGCCGAGGAGUCAGCACAACAAGACCACGAUCCACACCCAGAAGAGCUACUAUUCCAGCGGGAAGAGCGACUCGUCCGAGUCCCAGAACCGCGUGAAGCGCAGCUUCCUGGAGCGGGUGACGCGCCUGGAGCGUCUGAUGUACGAUCCGGAGGGCGGAUCCACCUCCCCCACCAACUCCAACGGCAAGAAGCAGGACAUCGUCGAGCUGGACUGCAACAAGGGCACGGCGCGGUGUGUCCGGAUCGAGUGCGACAUCAACAACAUGCCCGCCCGCUCCGAGGCCCAGGUGGUGGUCAAGGCGCGGCUCUGGAACUCCACGCUGGUGGGUCAGUAUCCGCGGGUGGAUCGUGUGCGGAUCAUCUCCACGGCGAGUGCCCAAAUACCCGAGGACUUCGGGGUCGAGGUCAUGGAGCACAACAACAUCGAGGUGGAAACGCGAGCCUAUCCGGAGCUGCGCAACCAACAGCGCGACACCUCCCUGCCCUGGCUGAUCAUCAUCCUGGCGAUCGUCGGCGGCAUCCUGGUCCUGGCCCUGCUCACCUAUGUGCUGUGGAAGUGCGGCUUCUUCAAGCGCAUCCGACCCACAGAUCCGACGCUCAGCGGCAACCUGGAGAAGAUGAACGAGGAGAAGCCCUUCCUGGCGCCCAAGAACUCCCAUAACGUUUUCUAACAAGAGGGCACCGUCGGCUGGGAUCUGGUGCGUCGUCGCAAGCGGCGUCGUCGUCCAUUCCGGCUUCCAUCACGUCAUCCGGUUGCUCCACAUCGUCAUACCAACAGCAACAACAACUAUAACAGCGUGGAGGAUGAGGAGGAGGUGGAUGUCCUAUCGCUGACACCGCCACCGCCACCCAUCAGUAUCCUCAGUUGGGGCAACGAUGGCUACUACCAGGCCAGUGCCGCCUGGUGGGGUCACAUGUGAUUCGGUGAUCCGGAAUCCGGAUGGGGAGGGGGAUCAAGUGGGUUGUGGUUCAAUGUGCCAUUUCGUUUACUUAAAGAGAGAGCAUCCGGAGAGGUUUGGGUAUCCGGCUUUUGUUUCUCCGGGGGCAAGGGGGGGGGGACUACAAAGCCGGAUAAGGUCAAGUUCCUAACAUCGGCUAUAGCUAUAAAAAAAACC